AUGACAAUAAUUUAUCAAGGUUUUGGCCUUCUGGCCAGUUCGCUUGUCGUGCUGUUCCUAUACAAAGUAACCUACGCUCGAAAAAAGUUCUCCAAUCUGCCCAAACCUCCCGAUACCCUUGUUUUCGGUCAUUGGUUGCUUCUCCUACGCGAAUGGAUGAGCUCCCCUAAGGACAUGUUCCCAGCCUACAUUCUAGAUGGGGUACGGCGAAAGUUUGACCUACCACCGAUCUUCUUCCUAGAUCUUUAUCCAAUGUUUCCUCCGGUGGUCGUUAUAAGUGACCCAAAAAUAGCCCGCAAGAUCACACUAGAAGAUAGAGCUCCUCGCUGCCCAGGCGUUUUCCAACCCCUAAAGCCGGCCGCAACUCGCAGGUGGAUCGAGACACUGUCACGCGACAAUUGGGUCAAGAACCAUGCCCUAUUCGGGGUAUCCUUUACAGCGGCCCAUUUCGUCCGCAUGAUUCCUCGUAUGUCGGAAGAUUUGGGACCCAUGGUACAAAUGCUGGUGCAAUACUCCCAAACCGGCCAGGUAUUCAAGAUGGAAAAAAUGGCCAAAUUGGCUAUUCUCGAAAUGACGGGGCGGGCCAUUUUCGCGAGGCAGCUAGGUACGUUCGCGGACCAUAGUGAAUGGAGUGCCGCCUACGAUGGAGCCGUGAGUUUUAUCUCCGCGGCCAGGAAUCCUUUCAAACGCCCUUUCAUAAUGGGAAAGUGGAGGAAACGAUGUCAGGUCUUCCAUGCAUUGAUCAGGGAGGAGAUCUGUGCAUGCUUCCGGGAACAGACCAGCAAAGUGCGACCGAAGCCAUCGCUUCUACAUUCGUCAUUUACAGCGUACCUGGGAGACAAGUUACCACAGUUCUUGUCAAGUCCAUGCCAGAAUGGAGAAAUGUCGGAGGAAUAUGUACAGGAAUUGGUCUCCAGCUGUGCUGGCGCUUUUCUGGCAGCUGUUAGUGGGAGUGCUGCUCUGUCGUACUGCCUCAUGCUUUUACAUCAGCAUCCCAAUAUCGCACGCCGUGUACAAGCAGAACAUGACGACAUUUUCAGCUCGGAUAGAAACAUUACCUUGCAGUUGCUGAAGACGAAUCCCGAGCGAUUAAACCAACUGGUAUUCACGCUCGCCGUGGUCAAAGAAACACUUCGCCUGUUUUCCAUGGGGGUGAUUCUCAGGCAACCAAGCAGCGAUACUGUUAUAUCGAAUGAUGGCCAGAUAUACUCUCUCCGGGGCCAUAUCGUCGUUCUGUUCCAUACCGCGAUGCACCGCCGGCCUGAUCUUUUUCCUGAGCCUGACAAAUUCGAUCCGGACCGUUUCAUGCCUGGCUCAAGACCAAAAGUACCUUCUGACGCUUGGAGGCCGUUUGAGAAAGGUCGGGGAAACUGUACUGGGCAGGAGCUGGCGCUCGUCCAGCUCAAAUUGGUACUACUCCUGGUUGUCCGGGAGUUUGAUUUUGAAUUGGCAUAUGAAUCCCGGUCUAGUAGAGGACCGGACAUUUACGGUGGUCCCGCCUAUGUUACUCUGAGCGGCACGGGGCCAGGGCCUGCAGGUGGUAUGCCCAUGCGUGUUGUUCAGCGUUCGGAGUUGGGUCCUAGAUAG
Molecule: messenger RNA, 1587 nt
Organism: Aspergillus alliaceus
Lineage: Eukaryota; Fungi; Ascomycota; Eurotiomycetes; Eurotiales; Aspergillaceae
Product: cytochrome P450
Exons: 6
Coding region: 1-1587 (528 amino acids)
Molecular function (GO): heme binding; monooxygenase activity; iron ion binding
Source: RefSeq, a predicted model, not a curated record